Seminavis robusta is the source of this 3303-nucleotide messenger RNA. Lineage: Eukaryota; Bacillariophyta; Bacillariophyceae; Naviculales; Naviculaceae. The record is from the annotation of a GenBank genome assembly.
AUGUCGUCUGAUGGCGUGGCUGCAGCUCCUGCAGCCACUAUCGAAAACGUCCUUGGGCUUCCCAAUGAAGGAAUAGCUGUUACACUUCCAAUUACUUGUGCAUGGUGGGAACGAGAGACAUGCCUUGCGAUUGGUUUACGUUCUUGCUCUGCCUGUGACCUUUAUAGAACUGUUCAACACCAGACUUACUUCCUCGGUCGUCCCCAGCAGUCACUCUCUCGGGAUUAUCGGUGCAAGGUGCCUUCGAAGCAAGUACAGCUAUUGCCUGCUGCGUUCAUUGAUAUCCUCUCUGCUCCACCGGCGCCUGCUGAGGAGUACGCUGGUGGUGUUCGUCGUUCGACAAGACAUUCUGGGAAGAAGAGAGAACCGUGUUUCGUACCGGAUUCCGAUGACGAGAGUUUCUACCAGGUGGAAGAGACUCCUCCCACCACCAAAAGAACUCGCAAACGUUCUGCUCUUCUUGAUAUUUCGAAUGGAUCUGGACGUGCAAAAGCCUCUCGCGCGGAAGCACCACCAAAGACUGUCAUCGCUGUCUCCACAAGUCAAGCCACUGCUCCACGUGAAGCAACCAAUGCCACUGCUGCAGCAACACCACUGAUUGAACGCAAUCCACCACUUGGCCAUACUACUGGCAUUCCCGCAGUUACCGCUACAAACUUGUCUGACAAGAGGAAGGCUGUUGCCGCAGUGGGCGACUUUCCUUCGCGCCUUUUAGAUAAUUCCUUCGCUGCCAUUCCAGUCAAUCCGGUCAACAACACAAAACCUCGAUCAUCGCUUCCAUCACAACAAAACUUAGUCAAUAGCUCUGUUUGGUUUCGUUGGUACAGUGCGAAAGGAAGGCAACUGGAUAAAGAUCUUCACAAAGCAGUCAUGGACGAAAUAGGCAAGGACAAGAAGAAUGGCAAUUCAAAGCUACGUCGUAUCAACUUGGAAUUGUUUGCCAAAGUCAUUUGGUCUGUGAUUGGCUUUGUUUACUCAUCUCGUUGGGUACGCAGCAGAGCCAAGGCACUUGUGGAAGUGGUGUUUGGGUACUUCCUCACUACGUUCCCAGAUUUCUUUCAUGACAUUCUAUUGAAGAAAUCAAGUCAACUUAUUCGGAAAGAAAGGAUGCAGGCUUGGAAGUUUCAGCGCACGAUGGACCUUUUUGCCACAGGUGGUCUGAAUUAUGAAGCUUGCAACAGCCUUAGAAGUGGAGUAGAGGAGCUUCCCAAGAGUAGUCAGGAUGGUGUCAUUCCUCACGGCACCACAAUUGCGAGAACUGCCAAGCAAUUGGAGCGACAUGCUGAGGUAGACUUUGGGCUUACUAUCGUCGAAACAAUCAACGACCACGGUCCAACUCUGAGAUUUGAUUUCGAAAUCUAUUUGAGAAUGAUCCUUUCUGGCUUUGGUCUUGACCAACACGCAGAAACUGGUAGCUUAUCAGAGCCAGUGUUGCUUGCUCAUACUCUUGAUGGGGCUCAAUUCACGGCUCAUCUUGGUCACGUGACAGCUGGCAUCAAGAUUAUUGAUCCACGUGCAGUAGAUCCAAUGACGGGAAGAAAUCUGUUUUUGGAUCACCUUUAUCAAUCAAGAGACCUUUGUUUUCCAUGUCAAAUUACUUUCGGCAGAGACUGCAAAGACCUUUACACUGACUGUUUCCAUGAGUUCCACAAGCUGUUCAAUGGUGGGUUGAUCAUCCCAUCAAUGGGUGAUCUCCCGGAACUUUCAAAUUUCGAUAUUGUCUCUCCACAGGACAUGUCUUCCAUUUGGAAGACAACAGGAUUGGGUGGUGGUUCCCACCAAACAACUCUCUUUUGUUAUGCGUGCAUGUGCAACAACCAUCACAAGCAUUUGUUCCAAUCUGGAGAGAAGCGGUGUCCCACUUGUGUCCGCUUGAAUGUGAAGAUGUGUUUCUGUCAUCCGGUCAAUGACCAAACCUUCCUUUCCAGCACCCGGGAUCUCCUCAAAAGAUAUGUCGAGGAGGCUGUUGACGAUGGGUACGAAAAGCUCAAGGAUGUCUCAAAGAAAAGCAGCCUACGAACGAACCCAAACCAAGUUGACAAAGCAACGGAUAAAACUCACAUUGACUUUGAGCCGGUGACCGACCUUGAUAUGAAAGGUUACAAGAAUUUCCUUCGUUCAGAGCUGAAGCUCCGGUUGGGAUCCAACAAAUCAGCAAUGAAAGACGCCAUGAAUAAGUCCAUCGAUGAUAGACGUGAGCUCCUAAAGAGUCUUGUUGCCAAGGAAGACACACUUUGGCUUGCUAGACAGACUCUGACGCGACAUGAUCAAGUCAAUUCCCUGACUGAGAAGCUCCUUUGUGAAGAGGCAAUUCCCUGUAUCCUCCAUUUGGAAAUGAGAGUCAAUGAAAAGCUCUUUUGGUCGCUUCUUGCACAGGCCUUAGAUCGAUAUCAAGAAGCUGAUGGAAAGAUCAGAAAUGAGAUGAUCAAGGUAGUGACUGACUGUGUCAAAGAUAGCAUUCUUGGUGAUGAAAAUCAUGGCCGGUCUGCACAGUGGACCUUUCCUUUGAAGGAUGGGGGGAAACAGGUGGAGCCAAGGACAAUGACAAACACUCAGUCACGGAAAUGUGUUAGAGGCAUCAAGACGCUUGCCACCCUCAUCUUUUCUCAGCAAUUUGAUGAAAAGUUAAGGACUCCUACCAUUACUCGAGCCAACAAUGCUGCUUUGAUGAAACAGUGGCAUGAUCUUAUUGAUGGCUUCCAGCCACUAAUGGCAAUGGCUAGACAGAAGGAGGAUGUUACUCCAAACGAUCUUGAUUCAUUUCAUUUGAUGGCAAAUCGAUUUAUGACACAGUAUGUUGCCUUGUUCGAUGGACAGGGGAUUACGAACUACAUCCACAUGAUUGGAUCUGGGCAUCUUCACUACUACUUGAUGAGAUAUGGGAAUCUAUACAAAUUCUCUCAACAAGGAUGGGAGGCAAUGAAUCAGAAGCUGAAGCACUUUUAUUUCAACAACACAAAUCAUGGUGGCUGUGCUGGGAGCUCAAAUGGAGACAUGAUUAGAGGAGAUCAUGUCCGUCCUCUCAUGAGAAUGUGUCAACGUUCAUUGAUGUGGAGGCUUGGUCAUGGGGAUGCAUUCUUUGAAACACAAACUAUUACAGCAACAGGCGACAACAAGUGCAAUGACAAUGAUGAAAAUGAGUUCAAUAUCGACACUCGCGAAUCACAGUUGGAGUCACAGAAUAGAAAAGUCAACUUAACAGUAGAUGCUGUGGAGGUACCAGAAACAGAAAGCCAGAACCAUUUGCCACAGGAAGACUUAUUUGAGGGGGAAGAAGCAGAGCCAGGAAAUGCUCUUCUAUAA